Molecule: messenger RNA, 2486 nt
Organism: Passer montanus (Eurasian tree sparrow)
Lineage: Eukaryota; Metazoa; Chordata; Aves; Passeriformes; Passeridae
Gene: LHFPL4
Product: LHFPL tetraspan subfamily member 4
Exons: 4
Coding region: 77-745 (222 amino acids)
Biological process (GO): gamma-aminobutyric acid receptor clustering; sensory perception of sound
Cellular component (GO): inhibitory synapse; postsynaptic membrane; plasma membrane
Molecular function (GO): GABA receptor binding
Source: RefSeq, a predicted model, not a curated record
CUCCGGGCNNGCCGACCCCGGGCGGGCUCCCCGCCGCCCCGGCCCCUCCCGCCCUCCGGCAGCGGCGGCCGGCAGGAUGCUGCCCUCGCAGGAAGCCUCCAAGCUGUACCAUGACAACUACGUGCGGAACUCGCGCGCCAUCGGCGUGCUCUGGGCCAUCUUCACCAUCUGCUUCGCCAUCAUCAACGUGGUGGUCUUCAUCCAGCCCUACUGGGUGGGCGACAGCGUUAACACGCCCAAGCCCGGGUACUUCGGGCUGUUCCACUACUGCGUGGGCAGCGGGCUGGCGGGCCGGGAGCUGUCGUGCCGCGGCUCCUUCACCGACUUCAGCACCAUCCCCUCGGGCGCCUUCCAGGCGGCCGCGUUCUUCGUGCUGCUCUCCAUGGUGCUGACGCUGGGCUGCAUCACCUGCUUCGCCCUGUUCUUCUUCUGCAACACCGCCACCGUCUACAAGAUCUGCGCCUGGAUGCAGCUGCUGGCAGCGCUCUGCCUGGUGCUGGGCUGCAUGAUCUUUCCCGAUGGCUGGGAUGCAGAGACCAUACGGGACAUGUGCGGGGAGAAGACAGGGAAGUACUCCCUGGGUGACUGCUCUGUGCGCUGGGCUUAUAUCCUGGCCAUCAUCGGCAUCCUCAACGCCCUUAUCCUUUCCUUCCUGGCCUUUGUUCUCGGCAACCGGCAGAACGACCUGCUGCACGAGGAGCUCAAGACAGAGAGCAAAGAUUUUGUUGGCACUGCGAGGAUAUAAGGCCGACCAUCCGCAGCAGGACCCUCUUCCCAUGGCCGGCAGCCUGGGCGCUCCCUCCCUGUCCCGCCCUUCAUUUGCUGCCAGCGGCCACACAGCGUCCCGCGCCGCCCUGCGGGCCCCGGUGCCCGCGCCAGGGAUGCGCCAGCCGCCCGCCGCAUCCAUGGCCACCUCCAUGUCCACGCCGGCACCGCCAUCCCACGCACCCUGCCAGCUCCGUACCCACCGCUGCCUGCGGGCCGCCGCCGGGGGAGGAUGCCUCAAACCCGCUUUGUUCAAGAACAGAAUCCAGCUGCGGUUUUGUUUCAAGGAAAAAACAGUCUUGGAGUUUUUAACAGAUUUCUACAUCCCCAGGACUCCUGACCUGCUGCCUCCCACCCGAACGCGCACCCAGUGACGCCCCGUGCCGGCCGCUCCGGGUCCCGGACCCCUCCCCACUCCCAUUUUGUACAGCUCCGUGAUCCUGUCUCCACAGCCAGGGGACCCGGUGGCCGGGAUGGGGCCCAACCCCUACUUUUACAUGUAAAUUCAUAUUCUCUAAACAGGGUAAAGUGACUCGAGCCCCCUCUCCCCCCGCUCCGGGAGUCCAGCCCAGGACACGGUGUUUCCUGGUGCGUGGCUGGGCCGCAGGCUGCUGCUCGCUCCCCUCAGCACGGGGACCGCAGGGGCCUUGCUGCUGCCGGCCGUGGGACACCCGACUCGCGCCGCCGUUGAAUGUAAGCCCUGGUAAGUGGGAGCAGCUGAACAGGCAAAACCCCCGGGCGGGCACAGGAGGAACCCCCGCCAAGACCCCUCCCCGAGCCGGCCGCGGGCUGUUGCCAAACGCCUUCCCUCCCCAUCCCCAUACGGUGCUUUAUCUCCACUGGUGACAGCAAGGCUUUCCCUGCCGCACGGCGUGGCCGGGUGUACCCGAGCACUCCUGUCCCCGCCCGGACCCUGGCUGUGCCUCGCUGGCCCGCGGUGGUGGCGGGCGGGGAGCCGGUGGCUGCUGCCCCGGGCCACACACCGCCCCCGAGAGCCGACACCCCGGCACGGGGGCUGCAGCCUGGCUGUGGCUCUGCUGGCCACGCCACCGUGUGUGGGCUGGCUUCCCCUGGCCACAGAGCCUUGGGUCACCGCAGCCCUCGCAAUGCAAUAAAGUCCUCAGCACUGGCCGUGUCUCAGUGCGAGCAGCCGGGGCUCCUUGCAGGGCCCAGGGCAGGGCCCCCAGGGCUUGUUGGAGCCCUGGCAGGGCUGGACCCAGGCACUGGGCAAGGCCAGGGAGCAGGGCAGCGGGAGCAGGGAGCAGAGUGGGACCACGGUGCUGGGAUGGGGCCACGGAGCGUGCAGGCUGCCGGGGGAUGGCGUGAGGGGCUCCGCAGGACCCAGCGCCUCACCAGGCACCAGCGGCGGGCUGGAGCAGGUAAGUGGUGCCCUGAGGCCCUGCGGGGUGGCGGUGGGGGAUGGAGCUGUGCCCAAACACCAUCUGGGAGCCAAAGCCACCCGGGAUGGAGUGCGUGCCAGCACUCUGCCAGUGCCCUCCGCCAGCCACGAGCCCAGCGGUGCCCACAUCCCUCUGCCAGCUGCCCCCAGAACGAGGUCAACAGGAACUCGCAGCGCCGGGUCUUGCCAGCCGAAUUGGAAAAACAAACCAAGAAAAUCAGUGGAGAAAGGAAUACAGUAGCUGUAAUAUAUCUGUAUUUUAGUACAAAGUUUGAUACAGUGUUUCACAAAACCUUAUUGAAAAAUAUAAUUCAAACCAGAC